AUGCUGAAAAAGACUCUCUCAGCUAUGACCUGGCUCUGCAUUUUCAUCACGGCCUUUGUCAGCCACCCAGCGUGGCCACAGAAGCCCCCGAAGCGCAAGACACCCGCGCAGCUCAAGGCGGCCGCCUGCUGUGAGGAGGCGAAGGAGCUCAGGGCCCAGAUUGCCAAUCUGAGCAGUCUGCUGAGCGAACUGAGCGAGAAGCAGGAGAGGGACUGGGUCAGCGUGGUCAUGCAGGUGAUGGAGCUGGAGAGCAGCACCAAGCGCAUGGAGUCACGGCUCACAGACGCGGAGAGCAAGUACUCGGAAAUGAACAACCAGAUUGACAUUAUGCAGCUACAGGCAGCACAGACUGUCACCCAGACCUCGGCAGACGCCAUCUAUGACUGCUCGUCCCUCUACCAGAAGAACUACCGCAUCUCUGGGGUGUACAAGCUUCCUCCCGAUGACUUUCUGGGCAGCCCUGAGCUGGAGGUGUUCUGUGACAUGGAGACGUCAGGCGGCGGCUGGACCACCAUCCAGAGACGAAAGAGUGGCCUCGUCUCCUUCUUCCGGGACUGGAAGCAGUACAAGCAGGGCUUUGGCAGCAUCCGUGGGGACUUCUGGCUGGGCAACGAACACAUCCACCGGCUCUCCAGACGGCCAACCCGGCUGCGUGUGGAGAUGGAGGACUGGGAGGGCAACCUGCGCCACGCCGAGUACAGCCGCUUUGCUCUGGGCAACGAACUGAACAGCUACCGCCUCUUCCUGGGGAACUACAGCGGCAACGUGGGGAACGAUGCCCUCCUCUACCACAACAACACGGCCUUCAGCACCAAGGACAAGGACAACGACAACUGCCUGGACAAGUGUGCACAGCUCCGCAAAGGUGGGUACUGGUACAACUGCUGCACAGACUCCAACCUCAACGGGGUCUACUACCGCCUCGGGGACCACAACAAGCACCUGGACGGCAUCACGUGGUACGGCUGGCACGGCUCGAGCUACUCCCUCAGGCGCGUGGAGAUGAAAAUCCGCCCGGAAGACUUCCAGCCCUGA
Molecule: messenger RNA, 1035 nt
Organism: Puma concolor (puma)
Lineage: Eukaryota; Metazoa; Chordata; Mammalia; Carnivora; Felidae
Gene: ANGPTL7
Product: angiopoietin like 7
Biological process (GO): blood coagulation
Source: RefSeq, a predicted model, not a curated record